CGGCUCCGGCUCCAUCCUCUCAGGAGGAGUGAGAGGAGACAGACAAGCGACCGCCGACAACAGAACAGCGCUACUAACUAGUGUCGGAACCGCCCGGUGCCUGUCCGUACCUUUGAACUCACCCACCAUGACGCUGUUAGCUGCGCGUUUAGCGAAAGGCAUGUUAUCGACCGAGGAGCGGAAGUGAGAAAGGGGGGGAACUUUUCAGGAGAUUAAACCCAUUAAAGAGGGUUUAUUCGGACAAGUUUAAAUAGUCUUGUUAUUUAUUUCUGGAAGACGGUGGGAUUCAGAGUCUCGGACAUGAUGGACACGCACGUUAAGGAGGGACAACUUUAUGUGCAGCACCUAAAGUUCGGAAAGAAAUGGAAGAAGAACUGGUUUGUGCUCUACCCCGCCAGCCAAAACGGCAUCGCCCGUCUAGAGUUCUUUGAUUCGCCUUCAGGCUCCAGUGGCUCCAUUGGUGGCUCAGGAGGCUCCUCCAACGAGAAAACCAGAAAGCUGGACAAGAAGAUCAUUCGCCUAUCAGAGUGCAUCUCCAUCCUACCUGCUCUGACUGAGACCUGCCCCAAAGAAAACAUGGCAGCGUUUUGCGUGGAAACAAACGACAAGAUGCACGUGUUUGCUGCUGAAAAGACCAUGGCCAAGGAUUGGAUGGACACCAUGUGUGACAUUGCGUUUCAGGGUGGUAGCAGGAGCAGCAAUGUGUCCGACUGUAACGGAGGGCCUCCUGAUUUGCAGAUGUCUGAAAAUCUAAUCUACUACUCCAGAGAGGAGGUAAACGAGUUCUGGGUGACCAUCCAACGUACCGAGGCGUCAGAGCGUUGCGGCCUGACGGGGAGCUACUGGCUGAAAGCAGAAAGUGACGUGUUGAUCCUAAAGGAGCCGAAGACAAAGAGGAACAUCAUGGUUUGGCCCUACAAGCUGCUGAGAAGAUACGGCAGGGAUCGGUUGAUGUUCUCUUUCGAAGCUGGACGCCGUUGCGACUCUGGUCCCGGUAGCUUCACCUUCGAGACCAAACAAGGCAAUGAGAUUUUCACGCUAGUGGACCAGGCUAUCCAGUCGCAGAAAGCUCUGUCUGAGGAGCGCCACCUCAGCUGCCCUCACAACUUUGACUCCGACUGCCCCUCGUCACUGCAGCACAUACUGAACGCCUUUCCCAGCGGUGUGACUUCAGUAAGCGGGGACAGCAGCAGCUGCAGCAGUAGGGAAGCGGACGGAGACUCUGGUGGUAGUAAACCAGGCUCGGCUGAUGGCGUUCUCGGGAAGAGAGAAUGGGGUGAUGGAGCAGGGUCUGGUGGAAGGGGGCAAGGACACGGACAGAAAGGGAGGAGUUUACCAGAGCCCCCAGUGAUGUUGGGGGUCUUGGGAGGAAACGGGACACCUCCACGGUCUCCAAGAGGCAAAGUUGAUGAAAAUGCAGGCUUUUACUCUGAGCCGGCAGAUUCAGUUCGUCUUCCUUUGGACAGCCCUGACUGUCUCUAUUCAGACCCAGUGGACAGCAUUAAAGUUCAGAACCAAACCCCCAGCCCAUGCACACCCCCGGUGCCAACCCCGCGCCAUCGAUCAGCUGCAGAUGACGUGUCUGGUGUCCAAGGAGACCAUCAUAGGGUAAACAACCACAGAAAGGUACCAGACCUGUAUUCACACGUGUAUGACCAGAUUGGCCAGGACCUAAACGAGAAAACAAGUGCUCUGAACCUGAAUGGAGGAGGAAAAGGUGCUGCAAGAGGGAUGAAGAAUAAGAGGCCCACAGGAGGGAAAGCAGACGGGACUUCAUCUCAACCUCCUCCGUCUUUGGAUCACAUAUACGAUGAACCGGAGGGCUGCGCCAAAGGGAGCAGAAUACCGACGAGUAUUUAUGACGAGGCUCGUUUGGAGCCUCCCAGUCAGAAGAGGCAGGAAGAGGUGGGGCUUCUGUCAGGACCAGAGGGGCCCCAAAGACAGUCCCCAUUUCAGUCAGGCACAAAUCGUGGAACACCGCAGCCUCCGGCGCCAAGGUGGCCCAAACCUGCCACUGCCCCCAAGCCGAACAAGGGCGCUUUUGCUCGGAAGGAUCCGGUGCCACUGCCUGCAGGAAAAAAUGGGGCUCCUACUAGUAACGUAAACAACAACAACAACCAGUGGAGCUCAGGAGGAGGGGGGAUGGAGGUAUACAGCAAAGUGUCUAAGCAGAAGCCUCCACCUGCUAAUCUGUGGUUCAAACCGAACCAAAAGCCACCAAUAAAAUCACCAGAUAUCAUUUAUGACAACCUGGGAGACAUUUGACUUUGCUCUGGACCUAAACAGACUAAACAAAUGUUUAUUCUUGUUCUCUGAAACUAGAGGAAGAAGGAGCUGUUUGCUUCGUUAGCUCCUUCCUGUUUCACGCUAACUCCAUCUGCAGACUGCAAUAAUUAUCCAGGGCCGGUGGAUUAGCUCACGGCUCGGAGAAAACCACACAGUGGUUGCCAUUUGAAACGUGGAGCGUAACCGCCGCUGGGCCACCCUGUGUGCGUGGUGGAAGGAGGAAAAGUGUUUGCACGGUCAAACCCAUAAUUGUCGUAGCGAGCCACAGCGCGGCUGGAGCCAGCCACUUCACACACAAGCACAGCAAACAGAGGGAUUGGCCUUCCUCUUAACAGGCUGAGAGAGCGGCUUGCCUUCCUUUUCUUGACUCUGGUUCAUGUUUUUGCUCUGUGUUGGUGAACUAUAAAAUGUAAAAUAUGAUGGCCAGGAGCCAUUGUUGGACAGGACUGGAGUGUUUGGAUAUGAUCCUGUAUUUUUUUGUUUGUUUUGUUUCUUUGGCUGAUUAAAGCAGACAUAGAUGUGUUUUUAAGCCUUGAGCCCCUAAAUCCAUACAAAAGAAGCUUGACAUGAAGUUUUAGAACCAGUUCAGGAUUCUGGAGAAACAUGAAGUGGGUCAGAUGGGUUUAAGUGGCUGAGCAACCUUCUGCACAUAAUAUUUUUAAAAUUCUGAAUUUGUACAUAAACAGGUGAACUAAUCCAUCCUGUAAGGUGUGUAUGUCACAAGCAGCUGCGCUGUCUGUAAAUCUAUAAGAUAAGAAUAAAAAUGGCUCUAAAAGUUAA
Messenger RNA from Nothobranchius furzeri (turquoise killifish), 3066 nucleotides. It is a transcript of the gene dok1b, whose product is annotated as docking protein 1b. Gene Ontology annotation, cellular component: cytoplasm. The record is from RefSeq and is a predicted model, not a curated record. Gene Ontology annotation, biological process: cell surface receptor protein tyrosine kinase signaling pathway; Ras protein signal transduction; positive regulation of MAPK cascade. NCBI's taxonomy places the organism in Eukaryota, Metazoa, Chordata, Actinopteri, Cyprinodontiformes, Nothobranchiidae.